This is a messenger RNA of Rosa rugosa (rugosa rose), 2419 nucleotides long. RefSeq lists its product as uncharacterized. Lineage: Eukaryota; Viridiplantae; Streptophyta; Magnoliopsida; Rosales; Rosaceae. The transcript has 13 exons. The record is from RefSeq and is a predicted model, not a curated record. Gene Ontology annotation, molecular function: cysteine-type peptidase activity. The coding region runs from base 101 to 2419 and encodes 772 amino acids. Gene Ontology annotation, biological process: proteolysis.
GAUACCAAGUUGGUUGGAAGGAGCAGCAGGUUAAGAGCGGGUCUUCAAGGCGAAACUAGUGUUGAGUAGUGAAAUCCAAUUGUUCAGAUAGCUUGAAGCAAUGGGUUCAAAGAAGACGGGAAAAUCAAAAGAACGCAAAGAUUCAACAAAAAAAGUGGAGAAGGUUGCUAGUCCAAAUGAGACUGAUGACGUGGUUGAUGAUAAAGACGAUUCUGUAUCAGCAGAAACUAUGACGACCACUGAAUCAGCGAAAGGAAAAACCAGAGGGAAGCGAACUGUGGUUGCAAUGUACAAGGUAGUGGUGAAGAAAGCACUUGGGAAGAAAUUUAAAGUUACAUACAGUGACACGGGCAAUCCAAACGGCAGAACACGGCACACUCUACAGUCAUAUAUAGCCAUGUUGGUGCGGACAAUGGUUCCCAUCAACGUGGAAAGCUGGCCUGACGUGGAUCCUGAUUUGAAAGCAAAUAUUUGGACAGAUAUUCAGGAUACAUUCAAAGUAGCCCCUGAAAGCAGAAAACUAGCGUUGUCAUCAGCUGGCGUGAAAUGGAGAUACUUCAAGACCACAUUAACAAGGAAGUAUGUUCUGCCAUUCUUGGGAAAGAAGAAAAAAUUGAGAAAGCCACCAAAGCAGUACUCCUAUGUUGGCCUACAACCGUGGAGGGAAUUUGUAAAACAACGGACUAGUGAGGCAUGGCUGAAACUUCAUCAAAAACAAAGUGAACGAGUGAGGAAGAGAAAGUACCAUCACAGAUUAUCAAGAAAGGGAUACCUUGGACUAGAGGACAAAUUGAAACGAAAGUUGCCUGAAGGAGAGGUAAUUGAUCGUGCAAUUAUGUGGAAGAAAGCCCGUAUACCAAAAAAUGGAAAGAUAGAUGAAGAACUCUCAUUGGUGGCAGCAAAAAUAGAUGAACUGUUGGAGAAGAAGAGUAAAGGUGAGUUGGAAAUCUCAGGGAGGAGUGAUGUCUUGUCUCAAGCUCUAGACACUCCUGAACACUCGGGUAGGGUGAGGGGUGUUGGAGGCUUCGUCAACCCAUCCUCCUACUUUAAUCUGCCAAAGAAGAAAAGGAUUCGAAUUACUAAGGCAGAUAUAUUGGCCCGUGAUCAGGAGCGUGAUAAAGAGUUGGAGGACACAAAGAAAAUGCUUCUUGCGCAGCAAGCAAAGACGGAAGGCAUGCUAUAUAAAAGGAUUGCACAGCUAGAAGCACUAGUAACAGGGAAGAUAGCCAUGCAUCCGCCUGCAACCGGGGACAAUGUCAUUUCCCCUAUAUCCGACAAAGGCAGCUUCCAUGAUAAAUCAAGAAUUGACGCCCCUGAUCAUAAUGAUGCCAAGGUCAUGGAAAAUGUGGAGGAAUGUGACAUUAUACAUACUCCUGGAAAGGGUGCCGGGGUAUGUGAGCUAGCAGUGGAUAAUAUCAAUAAUAUAGUUGCUUUCGGUUCCGUAUUCGAAGAGGGGGAACUAAGCAAGACACUGCAUGGAGUUCCAUUAAAGGAGGGAACUGUUCGUGUAUCGGUGGAUGGUAUACUAAAACCAGAUGCGGCGCUUCCUUUCCCCAUCGAGGGUGAGAUGGAAUUCGUUAGGGAAGCUCUUGGGAGUCACGUAGCUUGGCCUGACGAUCUUAUUGUGCGGACAAUGUUUAAGAAAAAGAAGAAGAAUUCGCAAUCCGUCAAGUCAUUGUUUGAUCAAGUUGAGAUUAAUCCGUGGGUGCCGAAGCGCUGCAAGUUGUUGUAUAAACAUGCAACAACUAUCAUGACCGAGACGAGGAGCUCAAUAACCACGGUGUUUUCUAAAGAAGUGUUUGGCGAACCCACGCAACUCUUUAUCUUGUCUGAGAAUGUGAUUAAUCUGUUGGAGAUGCAGUGGAUUGGCCAAGGAGUUAUAGCAGCAUAUGAGGGGUACUUGCAUGAACUUAUUGCUGAAAGGGACCUUUUGGACACCUUUGCUUUUGUUGAUCCGGCAGCUACAUAUAAUUGUCAAAGACCGGACUUUGUGCGGUACUUAGUUGAUCGGUUAAAAGAGGGAAAAUCUGAUCGUAUUUUCUUUAUGCCUUACAAUCCGGGGAAGCAUUGGAUAUUAACUAUCCUAUGGGAAGGAGAAAUCUACAUGUUGGAUCCGUUGCCAAAACCAAUCCAUUACAAAGAAUGGGAGACCUCGGUGAUGAAUGCGGUCAAAACCUUCAAUGCUGAAACUGGAAGGGUCAACAAACUGCCUAAAGUAAAACCGCUUCCGGGCGUACCUAAACAACCGGGUGGGGUUGAGUGUGGCUAUUAUGUUAUGCGAUACAUGAAGGAAAUUAUAGAGGAUGAGACACUUUCAUUUCCAACCAAGUGGGCAGUAAAGACGCGCAAAUCAUAUAGCCAAGCUCAAAUUGACGAGGUGCGCAUUGAAGUGGCUGAUUAUAUACAGACUUGGGUGUAG